This is a messenger RNA of Diospyros lotus (date-plum), 1205 nucleotides long. RefSeq lists its product as uncharacterized. NCBI's taxonomy places the organism in Eukaryota, Viridiplantae, Streptophyta, Magnoliopsida, Ericales, Ebenaceae. The record is from RefSeq and is a predicted model, not a curated record. The transcript has a single exon. Bases 218 to 970 code for a protein of 250 amino acids.
ACCUCUCCUCCUCUGACUCUCUCUCUCUCUCUCUCUCUCUCUCUCUGAAAAGGUCCAUUUGAAAUCCUCACAUUGUUUCCGUCUCCUUGCAAUUUAUCUUUCUUCUGAAUAUAUAUAUAUAUACGUAUAUAUAUCUAGAGAGAGAGAGAGAGAGAGAGAAUUGGAGAAGAUUGAACAUACACUGUUGUUGAUCAAGAUCAAGAAUCAAGAUUUAGCUAUGGAGAAACCAGCAAGCAAGGCCAAGAACAAGUUCUUGAAGCUGCUACCCAAAGCAGUUGCAGCCGUCAAUUUCCAGAACCAUCCUUUCAGCCCAACCAGGGACAAGAGACAAGAUCACGUCGCAAACAGGCUCAAGACCCACUUCGGGAAAGGGUUUUCCGGCCCCAUCAUAUCGAUCAUUCCGGCGGAAGCUCGCCGGAAGCCCAAGAACUCCGGCUUCGAAGCCCAGGAACCCACUUCGCCGAAGGUCUCCUGCAUGGGCCAGAUCAAGCAUAAGAAGAAGAAGAAGAUCAAGAAAGAUAAGCACGUGCCUCUGCCUAAAGAUUGCAAGCCCGUCGAUUCGAAGAAGAAGCUGAUGAAGUUUCCGAGUUUUUUCGCCGGAGGGAAGCCGCCGGCCGCGAGAACGAAAUCGGUUCCUUCUGGGGAUAACAGCGCCUCCUUGUCGGAUAAUAGAGCGCCGCCAUUGGGGCAGAUGAGGCGGUUCGCGAGCGGCCGUGAAUCGCUGGGCGGCUUUGAUUGGACGGCUCAGGUUGCUCCGGAGGAGGGGGACCACCGGGAGAGUUCUUCCGACGAAGAGAGUGAAGGAGAAGAGAGGGAGGUCAUUAUUCCUUUCUCUGCACCAAUCCUAAUCGGCGGCCCCGGCCCCUGCUCCGGCGCCGGAGAUGGAGUGGCUUUGGAGCCAAGGAAAGAGAUCAAUCUAUGGAAGAGAAGAACCAUGGCCCAACCAAGGCCUCUUCAACUUCGCCAUUAAUUAAAGUUUCCUGCUUUAAGAUCUCUUCUUUUUGCUUUAAGAUCAUUUCUAUGGUUUAGAAACAGAUUUUUCCUUUUCUUUUUUUUGUUCAAUAUUCAUAGUAAUCUCUUGUGAUUGUAAUUUUCUCUUCCUUUUUUCCUAUCUUCCCCAAAUCCACAGCUGUGAUUGUAAAUGAGAUGGUGGGUCGUAGAUGUUGUUCUUGUUCUUGAUAUACUACACAACUUUUCUUGUUUAA